Messenger RNA from Ixodes scapularis (black-legged tick), 3439 nucleotides. RefSeq names its product protein hunchback (gene hb). The coding region runs from base 219 to 2327 and encodes 702 amino acids. Gene Ontology annotation, biological process: regulation of transcription by RNA polymerase II. Gene Ontology annotation, molecular function: DNA-binding transcription factor activity, RNA polymerase II-specific; RNA polymerase II transcription regulatory region sequence-specific DNA binding. Lineage: Eukaryota; Metazoa; Arthropoda; Arachnida; Ixodida; Ixodidae. The record is from RefSeq and is a predicted model, not a curated record. The transcript has 2 exons.
GGGGCCUGCAAAGUUCGUCCCUUCGCGGAGUCUGGACCCUCGGGCCGAGGCUCGCGCCGCGAGGCAGUCGCUGUUGCUUUUUUUCUCGGUGUCGAUGUUCGGGGGGUGGGGACCCGGUGCCAUGUGCUCGACGGACCCGGGGUUCGGGCGGCGGGUCGAUCGGCGACGGGGCGGAGCAGCGCCGGAGGACACCACGGCGCGGAGGACAUUUCCGACCGAUGCGGACCUGUGAAGUGGAGGAGCAGGAGGCCUGGGCCCGAGACCAGCGGCGCGCCAUGGCCGAGGACGGCGCCAGGGACCGCUCGGACGCGUCCAUGUCGUGCGACGACAGCGACGACGAAUCUUCCGCCGCGGGCAACCCGCUCGCGCAGCUGCAGAACGCGCUUCAGAAGACGGGCCUCCUGGGCGCCACUCUGGAGCCGGACGGACCGCGAGACUUCACCGACGUCGCCCCCAUGACCAUGCAAAUGCAACCGCUGUACCGAGCGCCACCGCCACAGUUGCAGUCUCCCGGAUUCCCGGGUGACAGCAAGCAAGCGAGCCUCGAGACCUUGGACAGGUCAUCCGCGUACCGCUGCCACCUGUGCCCGUUCCAGGGCAGCAGCAAGGCAGAGUACAGCAGCCAUAUCGCCAGUCACCUGGACCACAAGUGUCCGCUGUGCGACUACCGGUCCCGCACGGAGGGCCGGCUCAAGCGGCACGUCAAAGACUUCCACUCGGAGGAGCCCUGGUCGCCGGCGAGGUCCCUUGCCAUCGACGACGGCAAAGAGCGGACAUUUCGUUGCCGCCAGUGCGGUCACGUGGCGCAGAGCAAGACGGACUUCUGGGAGCACAGCAAGGUGCACAUCAAGACUGAGAAGCUGCUCAGCUGCCCGAAGUGCCCUUUCGUGACCGAGUACAAGCACCACCUGGAGUACCACCUGCGUAACCACUUCGGCUCCAAGCCGUUCAAGUGCCCCAAGUGCAACUACAGCUGUGUAAACAAGAGCAUGCUCAACAGUCACCUCAAGUCCCACUCGAACGUGUACCAAUACCGCUGCGCGGACUGCACAUACGCCACUAAGUACUGCCACAGCCUGAAGCUACAUCUGCGGAAGUAUAUGCACCGGCCGGCGGGAGUCCUCAACAACGACGGAAGCCCCAAUCUUUUCCCGGUUCUUGACGUAUACGGUACCCGACGCGGACCACGGAGGGGACCUAGACCGGACAUCCAACUUCAGCCACCGCUACAGAAUCAUCUACAGAACCAAUUCCAGAACCAAUUUCAAAACCAACUGCAGAAUCAACUCCAGGGCCCCCUGCAGGGGCUCCUGCCCGCAGUUGCCUGCGCUCAGCAGCAGCUACUCAGGGCUGCUGUGCUCGGGUCACCGGGGGUGGUGCCCUGGAAGUGCAGCGUGUGCGACUACACGACGGCAGACGAACAACAGCUGAGCCGCCACGUACUCAGCCACGCGGAAGGGCAAGACUUGUGUCGUCUGUACGGCAUCAGAAGCCUCCCAGCACCUCCCGAAGCACUGCCACCCACAGAGCGUGCAGUUGACUUUCCGUUCGUGUCGUCCACAUCGAGUCAAGACCCUCCUCUGCGUGAUGACCGCAGAGAAAACCGUGGGGAAGACCGCAGGGAGAACCGUGGGGAAGACGGCAGAGAGAACCGUACGGAAGACCGGAGGGAGAACCGCAGAGAAGACCGCAGAGAGGACUGCAGAGAGGACUGCAGAGAAGACCUCAGAGAAGGCCGCCGGGAAGACCACAGAGAGGAUCGCAUGGAGGACCGCAGAGAGGACCUGAAAGAAGUUCGUAGAGAAGACCCUCAAGAAGGCCAGACGGAACGCUGCAAAGAUGUUAAAGAAGACGUCAAAGAAGAGUGCAUAGAAGAGCGCAAAGAAGACCGUAAGGGUUUUCCGUUGGAUCUGAGCCGUGGACCCGUCGAACCCUCAAGGAGCCGACGCAAGGGCAGGGCCUUUCGGCUUGACCGUCUCUGCCUGCGGCUUCAGGAGAAUGAAGGUGAUGUGGAAACUCCAAGGGCAGAGGAUCCUCCAGAAGUUCCAUCUCCAGCGGUGCCGCAGCAGAAGCUUUCACCUCCCUCAAUCUUGGCGGCAAGGCUACAGGAGUCUCCGCCGACGGAGACGUCGGUAGAUGGAUCACCCCCUGCUAAGGACGCCUACCGCUGUGUCUACUGCGAUAUCGCGUUCGAACACUGCGUCAUGUACACGGUGCAUAUGGGUUAUCAUGGUUACCACGACCCGUUCACGUGCAACAUGUGUGGUCAGCGAAGCGAGGACAAGCUAGCCUUCUUUUUGCAUAUUGCGCGGGCUGCACACCUGUGACCAGGAACAAAUGCCCGCUUCGCACUGCAUGUGAAGAUGGAGAACUCGUAGCAAAAACCGCAUAUACCUCAAUGAGGAAAAAUAGGUUUCACGAACCGUUUUUGACAGUGAAAUAAUUGUGCCAACCAUUGCUAUCCCAUGUGAAAAAAAAACAUUUUCUCAUUUUGCAUGAUGCUAGGAGAACAUGCUCUUUUCGCCCCUAGUCUAGUUCAGAAGUUAAUAGAAAACCAACCUCCUCCGAUAAGAUUGUGUUUUCUCAACUGAGCUACUAGAUACUAUUGUAACUUGUAGAGGAAGAUGGUCGCUCUAAUCUUCAACUGUCAAGAGUAAUUGUUCGACAAAUUGUAUUUGCAGGUGUUUCCUGCGGAAGCAUAGUGAUCGAAGCAAAUACUUUUGAUGUUCCUCAAGUUUAAGUAGUUUAGGUAUUUUUAGUGCAUAGCUCAAGAUCAAACAUGGUCGUCAGUUCCUAGCAAUCAAAGCGAUCGCUUAGCCUAGCUCUCCCUGUAACGUCUUAAUGCAAGAACGCGGAUCAGAUCCCAUGGCCAAUAUGCUUGGGUUUCUCAAGACUCGUGGAUGAGGUUUAAGUUUUCGAUUCACACCGAAAAACGACUGCAUAGGAAGAAUCGUUGACUUCAGUCCCCUCUUCACGGAUUCGUGAACAGAUUAUGGGCAGACUCGUUUGUGCAAAGCAGUCCCUUCCGCGCUCAUGCGUCGAGAGUGCAACGGAUAACACUUAGACAUCGGACACUCCGAAACGACUAGUCAUCAUUCCAUGGACCUUAUUCUUCUGCGGGUGUGCUUGGUUGUCAGCUAAGCAAGCCCUGCAUGUUGAUGCCAGUGCUGACCAAAUCAAAAGGUGUCGUGGUGCCAUCGGAGGCCCGGGCUGUGACGCUUAUCUCGGAAAGGCGUGUUAGUUUUUUUGUUUGUUUUUUCUGUAAGAGUUUGAGCCGAAUACUGUCAGCAUGCUGGCGCAAAUGGAUAAUUCUUUACGGCUAAUUGUGACGGUUAAAUAAACGAAGUGUGAAUUAGUUUCUUUUUUUUCUUUGAAAUCUCCAUGACCACUGACAGCUUAAGAAGGCAACUGACAAGUCAUGAUGGCCUUAAAAGAAAUC